Haliotis rubra (blacklip abalone) is the source of this 9534-nucleotide messenger RNA. RefSeq lists its product as uncharacterized. Bases 1270 to 9384 code for a protein of 2704 amino acids. Gene Ontology annotation, molecular function: protein binding. The record is from RefSeq and is a predicted model, not a curated record. The transcript has 14 exons. Lineage: Eukaryota; Metazoa; Mollusca; Gastropoda; Lepetellida; Haliotidae.
CAGAAGCGACAAAACACUUUCCACAUUCAUGACAUGAAGCUUGUUGAGGAAACGAGCAAUUCAUGAUGAAAACAUACCAAGCAUGGAUGACUCUGGCGUGGAUGGGACUGCAUCGGCAAAAGAUCUGACAGGUUCAUGUAAGAAGUGUCAGAGCGUUGAAAAGAGAUACGGAGAAAUAUCCUGUGCUCCGAAUUUGUUUGUCAUUCACACGGAACGUUCCAUUAUUUGCGAUGGGAAGAAAUCUGGACAUUUGAAUGAAAAGAAAAAAGUAAUUGGCAGAAUAGAUAAGGUUGUAUCAGCCAUAAGGAACAGUGGAGGUGGGGAUCUGUUGGUCCACAUUAACGGCCAGGAACCGGAAGAUAGGUGUCUGGAACAGUUUGGUGAAGCAAUUACAAAGCAUUUGUCGGAUCUCAUUGAGGAUGGACAAUUGUAUGUAGAUGUAUACAGAAGACAAUGGCUGUCAGACCUAUCCUUGUCUGAUUUUCGGAAUGAUACUGACUUCAUAUUGCUGAAUGUGAAAAAGGCACGUGGAGUAGCGACUGUGGAUUUCAAUACGAAAAUACGGGACGAUAUUGCCAACGAAAAUCCCUCAUAUAUCACUGUAGCAUGUUUACUAUCCACAACCAAGCCAAAAGGAACACACAGUUCUGAAUACCAGAGUACUCAAACUGACACUGUCGGCGGCAGUACGAGACAGAGUGCAUCUUUGUUCCAUAACCCACAGAAAUAUCACGAAAAUAGGAACAUAGAAAACAAGGCAUUGAAAGCUGACAUCUUGAGAAAGAUUGGGAAUUGUGAUUCUAGUUUCACAGAUCACAUCUGGACGAACCUGAAACUAAAGGACAAUGUGACGUCAAUGUCAAAGGUGGAGAAUGGAGGUUCCUUUUACGUUGGAAUUGCUGAGCAGCAAAAGAAAUACACAGAGUAUGGCACCAAAGUGCCGCACAUUGAAGGGUUUAAAUUAGCACUUGACCCACAGGUCUUAACUGACUGUUUACUAAACAAGAUCAAAGAAAACGUGAUAGUUUUAAAAGAUGGGACUUUCAUUGAUGCUCCAGAUGACCUUGUUAAGGUACGCUUCCAUAAGGUAGACAGUGGUUGUGUAUUAGAAGUUGCCGUGCGGUAUUGUGAAGGGAUUGUUUUUUAUGACAAAGAGGGGCCAAGGGCAUACGAAGUGAAAGACAACAAAAUUCGUCGUGUUGACAAAGAAGUGUGGUUACGACGUUUUAGUUGUCUACGAAUGACAAGAGAGCAUUGACUUCUUUCAAAAUGUCAGACAGUGACUCCAGCGUGACCAGCUCGUACAGUUCUGAUGGGCCAUACUUCAUGUCGUACGGGAAGACAUAUGAUGGUACAUCUGUCUCUAAUGAACCUGACGGAAGUGCAAUGAUCUCAGAUUACGUAUUCCCAUCAAGCGUACUAUCACGGGCUGAGCAAAAUGAAAUGCUACGUAUACUGCGUGAAGAAUCAAAGCAACCGUCCGUUUGGAUCUUUCCUCGAAGUGUGUGCAAGUACCUUUCAGCCGAGUUUUCCCAGAUCACAGAGCGACUGGAGGAGCUGCUUCAACAAGACUGUGCUGUGAUCAUAGCAGGUCGUACUUUACUGAAUCUUACAGAAGGAUCAUGGCAGGAGCGAGUACCCGAAAGCGUCAUAUGUAAUGUUUGUGUUUUCUCGCCUGCACACCCUGUCAUGAUCCUCACGUUUUCUACUCCAUCAAGCAGACCCGAGACAGCUGCUGGAUACAACUCAUGCUUGGCCAGGUCAAUCAUAAGAGCUGUAAUUGACGAAACUCAGGUGAAUUUUAAUGUCUUUCGUGGAGUUAUAGACGAGAAUGUGUGUCAGACACGGGAGACAUUCCUUGAAAGGAUACAGCAUUUGAAGAGCAUCUCUCAAGUUCUGGGCUCUCUAUCUAAUCCUACUCAAGAUAUGGUCACCUUACUGGAACCCUUUCUAAAACUUCUACAUGCUUCUCAGCUACAACAACAAAGUGACAGAGAGAGCCAGGAACAAGGCACAGUGACAGAAACGACUAGAAUGCAGGAGGCUUCCCAUCCUGGAUUAGAUACAGCUGCAGAUGAAAAGAGGAUAGUAUCAGCACUUUCUGGACUACCCGCUACUGACAAAUCUCCAAAUCUGGAGGCAGCUACUACUGGUGCAAAUGACAAUGGACAUGCCCCUAUUCAAAGACGAGAGUUUACAGAACGAAUACUUAUAUUCCAGUAUGACGUUCUUCUGAAGAGGAUCGAGCAGCUGGAACAAAAACAGGAAGAUAUCCUACAAGAAAAGGAAAAGUUGCACCAGGAUCACUUGACCGAUGUACGACUGUCCCUUUUGAUGAGGCCAAGAUCAUCCUCAAUCUCACAGUCUGAUUCUGGAUUCUCAACAUCUACUUCAACGGGAGACCGAAGCGAAAAGGCAGAUGUUAGAAUAGAAGACAAACACCUUUGUUAUAAGAAUGAAGCUGAUACACGGCCACAGCUGCCAAACACAGAAAAAGAUGGAGGCGACCUUGAAUUGAUUAAGACCAACCGAGAAGCUACUCUACACGAGGCUUGUCAGGGGGGCAGGCUGGAUGCCGUGACACAUAUUGUGACUAGGGGCCUGGCUGAUAUCAACUGUCGAGGCAGGCUGGGGAGAACCCCACUCAUGGUGGCUGCAAGGGGAGGGUACUUGUCAAUAGUUAACUUCUUGAUCAGACACGACUGUGAAAUUAGUGAGGUUGAUGAUUAUAAUGACACCGUCCUUCAUGUUGCCUGUAUGAGUAGAAAUGUAGAUGUGGUGAAACGUAUUCUAUCACAAAAUACAGUUAACAUGGAAAAGAAGGGACGAUAUGCCUGGACACCCGUGAUGAGAGCAGCAAACAAGGGUCACAGAGAACUGUUCGACCUCCUAGUGAGUAAAGGGUGUGAUCUGUCAGUUGUGGAUGGGAAUAGGAACAACAUUCUUCACGUGGCAUGUCUUGGUGGCAAUGUCGACAUCUGCAAGUACCUCCUCUCAAACGACAUAGUUGGAAUAGAGAGUAGAGGACAAUACAACAUGACACCCGUGAUGAUAGCAGCAAGCAAGGGUCACAGAGAACUGUUCGACUUCCUUGUGAGUAAAGGGUGUGAUCUGUCAGUUGUGGAUGGGAAUAGGAACAACAUUCUUCACGUAGCAUGUCUUGGUGGCAAUGUCGACUUCUGCAAGUACCUCCUCUCAAACGACAUAGUUGGAAUAAAGAGAAGAGGACAAUACAACAUGACACCCGUGAUGAAAGCAGCAAGCAAGGGUCACAGAGAACUGUUCGACUUCCUUGUGAGUAAAGGGUGUGAUCUGUCAGUUGUGGAUGGGAACAGGGACAACAUUCUUCAUGUGGCAUGUCUUGGUGGCAAUGUCGACAUCUGCAAGUACCUCCUCUCAAACGACAUAGUUGGAAUAGAGAGUAGAGGACAAUACAACAUGACACCCGUGAUGGUAGCAGCAAACACGGGUCACAGAGAACUGUUCGACUUCCUUGUGAGUAAAGGCUGUGAUCUGUCAGUUGUGGAUGGGAACAGGGACAACAUUCUUCAUAUGGCAUGUCUUGGUGGCAAUGUCGACAUCUGCAAGUACCUCCUCUCAAACGACAUAGUUGGAAUAGAGAGUAGAGGACAAUACAACAGGACACCCGUGAUGAAAGCAGCAAGCGAGGGUCACAGAGAACUGUUCGACUUCCUUGUGAGUAAAGGGUGUGAUCUGUCAGUUGUGGAUGGGAACAGGGACAACAUUCUUCAUAUGGCAUGUCUUGGUGGCAAUGUCGACAUCUGCAAGUACCUCCUCUCAAAAAACAUAGUUGGAAUAGAGAGUAGAGGACAAUACAACAGGACAACCGUGAUGAUAGCAGCAAGCAUGGGUCACAGAGACCUGUUCGACUUCCUUGUGAAUAAAGGGUGUGAUCUGUCAGUUGUGGAUGGGGAUGGGAACAACAUUGUUCACGUGGCAUGUCUUGGUGGUAAUGUCGACAUCUGCAAGUACCUCCUCUCAAACGACAUAGUUGGAAUAGAGAGUAGAGGACAAUACAAGAGGACACCCGUGAUGAAAGCAGCAAGCAAGGGUCACAGAGAACUGUUCGACUUCCUUUUGAAUAAAGGGUGUGAUCUGUCAGUUGUGGAUGGGGAUGGGAACAACAUUCUUCACGUGGCAUGUCUUGGUGGCAAUGUCGACAUCUGCAAGUACCUCCUCUCAAACGACAUAGUUGGAAUAGAGAGUAGAGGACAAUACAACUGGACACCCGUGAUGCUAGCAGCAAACAAGGGUCACAGAGAACUGUUUGACUUCCUUGUGAGUAAAGGGUGUGAUCUGUCAGUUGUGGAUGGGAACAGGGACAACAUUCUUCACCUGGCAUGUCUUGGUGGCAAUGUCGACAUCUGCAAGUACCUCCUCUCAAACGACAUAGUUGGAAUAGAGAGUAGAGGACAAUACAACUGGACACCCGGGAUGCUAGCAGCAAACAAGGGUCACAGAGACCUGCUUGACUUCCUUGUGAGUAAAGGGUGUGAUCUGUCAGUUGUGGAUGUGAACAGGGACAACAUUCUUCACCUGGCAUGUGUUGGUGGCAAUGUCGACAUCUGCAAGUACCUCCUCUCAAACGACAUAGUUGGAAUAGAGAGUAGAGGACAAUACAACUGGACACCCGUGAUGCUAGCAGCAAACAAGGGUCACAGAGAACUGUUUGACUUCCUUGUGAGUAAAGGGUGUGAUCUGUCAGUUGUGGAUGGGAACAGGGACAACAUUCUUCACCUGGCAUGUCUUGGUGGCAAUGUCGACAUCUGCAAGUACCUCCUCUCAAACGACAUAGUUGGAAUAGAGAGUAGAGGACAAUACAACUGGACACCCGGGAUGCUAGCAGCAAACCAGGGUCACAGAGACCUGCUUGACUUCCUUGUGAGUAAAGGGUGUGAUCUGUCAGUUGUGGAUGUGAACAGGGACAACAUUCUUCACCUGGCAUGUGUUGGUGGCAAUGUCGACAUCUGCAAGUACCUCCUCUCAAACGACAUACUAGGAAUAGAGAGUAGAGGACAAUACAACAGGACACCCGUGAUGAAAGCAGCAAGCAAUGGUCACAGAGAACUGUUUGACUUCCUUGUGAGUAAAGGGUGUGAUCUGUCAGUUGUGGAUGUGAACAGGGACAGCAUUCUUCACCUGGCAUGUCUUGGUGGCAAUGUCGACAUCUGCAAGUACCUCCUCUCAAACGACAUACUAGGAAUAGAGAGUAGAGGACAAUACAACAGGACACCCGUGAUGAAAGCAGCAAACAAGGGUCACAGAGAACUGUUCGACUUCCUUGUGAGUAAAGGGUGUGAUCUGUCAGUUGUGGAUGGGAACAGGAACAACAUUCUUCACGUGGCAUGUGUUGGUGGCAAUGUCGACAUCUGCAAGUACCUCCUCUCUAAAGACAUAGCUGGAAUAGAGAGUAGAGGACAAUACAACAUGACACCCGUGAUGAUAGCAGCAAGCAUGGGUCACAGAGAACUGUUUGACUUCCUUGUGAGUAAAGGGUGUGAUCUGUCAGUUGUGGAUGUGAACAGGAACAACAUUCUUCACCGGGCAUGUCUUGGUGGCAAUGUCGACAUCUGCAAGUACCUCCUCUCAAACGACAUAGUCGGAAUAGAGAGUAGAGGACAAUACAACAGGACGCCCUUGAUGGUAGCAGCAAGCAAUGGUCACAGAGAACUGUUCGACUUCCUUGUGAGUAAAGGGUGUCAUCUGUCUGUUGUGGAUGGGGAUGGGGACAACAUUCUUCACGUGGCAUGUUUUGGUGGCAAUGUCGACAUCUGCAAGUACCUCCUCUCAAAAGAUAUAGUUGGAAUAGAGAGUAGAGGACAAUACAACAGGACGCCCUUGAUGAUAGCUGCAAGCAAGGGUCACAGAGAAAUGUUCGACUUCCUUGUUAGUAAAGGGUGUGAUUUGUCAGUUGUGGACGGGAACAGGAACAACAUUCUUCACGUGGCAUGUGUUGGUGGCAAUGUCGACAUCUGCAAGUACCUCCUCUCAAAAGAUAUAGUUGGAAUAGAGAGUAGAGGACAAUACAACAUGACACCCGUGAUGAUGGCAGCAAACAAUGGUCACAGAGAACUGUUUGACUUCCUUGUUAGUAAAGGGUGUGAUUUGUCAGUUGUGGACGGGAACAGGAACAACAUUCUUCACGUGGCAUGUGUUGGUGGCAAUGUCGACAUCUGCAAGUACCUCCUCUCAAAAGAUAUAGUUGGAAUAGAGAGUAGAGGACAAUACAACAUGACACCCGUGAUGAUGGCAGCAAACAAUGGUCACAGAGAACUGUUUGACUUCCUUGUGAGUAAAGGGUGUGAUCUGUCAGUUGUGGAUGGGGAUGGGGACACCAUUCUUUACGUGGCAUGUGUUGGUGGCAAUGUCGACAUCUGCAAGUACCUCCUCUCAAACGACAUAGUUGGAAUAGAGAGUAGAGGAGAAUACAACAGGACGCCCGUGAUGGUAGCAGCAAGCAAUGGUCACAGAGAACUGUUCGACUUCCUUGUGAGUAAAGGGUGUGAUCUGUCUGUUGUGGAUGGGGAUGGGGACAACAUUCUUCACGUGGCAUGUCUUGGUGGCAAUGUCGACAUCUGCAAGUACCUCCUCUCAAACGACAUAGUUGGAAUAGAGAGUAGAGGACAAUACAACUGGACGCCCGUGAUGGUAGCAGCAAGCAAUGGUCACAGAGAACUGUUUGACUUCCUUGUGAGUAAAGGGUGUGAUCUGUCAGUUGUGGAUGGGGAUGGGGACAACAUUGUUCACGUGGCAUGUUUUGGUGGUAAUGUCGACAUCUGCAAGUACCUCCUCUCAAACGACAUAGCUGGAAUAGAGAGUAGAGGACAAUACAACAGGACGCCCUUGAUGAUAGCUGCAAACAAGGGUCACAGAGAAAUGUUCGACUUGCUUGUGAGUAAAGGGUGUGAUCUGUCAGUUGUGGACGGGAACAGGAGCAACAUUCUUCACGUGGCAUGUGUUGGUGGCAAUGUCGACAUCUGCAAGUACCUCCUCUCAAACGACAUAGCUGGAAUAGAGAGUAGAGGACAAUACAACAGGACGCCCUUGAUGAUAGCUGCAAACAAGGGUCACAGAGAAAUGUUCGACUUCCUUGUGAGUAAAGGGUGUGAUCUGUCAGUUGUGGACGGGAACAGGAGCAACAUUCUUCACGUGGCAUGUCUUGGUGGCAAUGUCGACAUCUGCAGGUACCUCCUCUCAAACGACAUAGUCGGAAUAGAGAGUAGAGGACAAUACAACAGGACGCCCUUGAUGGUAGCAGCAAGCAAUGGUCACAGAGAACUGUUCGACUUCCUUGUGAGUAAAGGGUGUCAUCUGUCUGUUGUGGAUGGGGAUGGGGACAACAUUCUUCACGUGGCAUGUCUUGGUGGCAAUGUCGACAUCUGCAAGUACCUCCUCUCAAACGACAUAGUUGGAAUAGAGAGUAGAGGAGAAUACAACAGGACGCCCGUGAUGGUAGCAGCAAGCAAUGGUCACAGAGAACUGUUUGACUUCCUUGUGAGUAAAGGGUGUGAUCUGUCAGUUGUGGAUGGGGAUGGGGACAACAUUCUUCACGUGGCAUGUCUUGGUGGCAAUGUCGACAUCUGCAAGUACCUCCUCUCAAACGACAUAGUUCGAAUAGAGAGUAGAGGACAAUACAACUGGACGCCCGUGAUGGUAGCAGCAAACCAGGGUCACAGAGAACUGUUCGACUUCCUUGUGAGUAAAGGGUGUGAUCUGUCUGUUGUGGAUGGGGAUGGGGACAACAUUCUUCACCGGGCAUGUCUUGGUGGCAAUGUCGACAUCUGCAAGUACCUCCUCUCAAACGACAUAGUUCGAAUAGAGAGUAGAGGACAAUACAACUGGACGCCCGUGAUGGUAGCAGCAAACCAGGGUCACAGAGAAAUGUUCGACUUCCUUGUGAGUAAAGGGUGUGAUCUGUCAGUUGUGGACGGGAACAGGAGCAACAUUCUUCACGUGGCAUGUUUUGGUGGCAAUGUCGACAUCUGCAAGUACCUCCUCUCAAAAGAUAUAGUUGGAAUAGAGAGUAGAGGACAAUACAACAGGACGCCCUUGAUGAUAGCUGCAAGCAAGGGUCACAGAGAAAUGUUCGACUUCCUUGUUAGUAAAGGGUGUGAUUUGUCAGUUGUGGACGGGAACAGGAACAACAUUCUUCACGUGGCAUGUGUUGGUGGCAAUGUCGACAUCUGCAAGUACCUCCUCUCAAAAGAUAUAGUUGGAAUAGAGAGUAGAGGACAAUACAACAUGACACCCGUGAUGAUGGCAGCAAACAAUGGUCACAGAGAACUGUUUGACUUCCUUGUUAGUAAAGGGUGUGAUUUGUCAGUUGUGGACGGGAACAGGAACAACAUUCUUCACGUGGCAUGUGUUGGUGGCAAUGUCGACAUCUGCAAGUACCUCCUCUCAAAAGAUAUAGUUGGAAUAGAGAGUAGAGGACAAUACAACAUGACACCCGUGAUGAUGGCAGCAAACAAUGGUCACAGAGAACUGUUUGACUUCCUUGUGAGUAAAGGGUGUGAUCUGUCUGUUGUGGAUGGGGAUGGGGACAACAUUCUUCACGUGGCAUGUGUUGGUGGCAAUGUCGACAUCUUCAGGUACCUCCUCUCAAACGACAUAGUUAGAAUAGAGAGUAGAGGACAAUACAACUGGACGCCCGUGAUGGUAGCAGCAAGCAAGGGUCACAGAGAACUGUUCGACUUCCUUGUGAGUAAAGGGUGUGAUCUGUCAGUUGUGGAUGGGGAUGGGGACACCAUUCUUUACGUGGCAUGUGUUGGUGGCAAUGUCGACAUCUGCAAGUACCUCCUCUCAAACGACAUAGUUGGAAUAGAGAGUAGAGGACAAUACAACUGGACGCCCGUGAUGGUAGCAGCAAGCAAGGGUCACAGAGAACUGUUCGACUUCCUUGUGAGUAAAGGGUGUGAUCUGUCAGUUGUGGAUGGGAACAGGGACAACUUUGUUCACGUGGCAUGUUUUGGUGGUAAUGUCGACAUCUGCAAGUACCUCCUCUCAAACGACAUAGUUGGAAUAGAAAGUAGAGGACAAUACAACUGGACGCCCGUGAUGGUGGCAGCAAGCAAUGGUCACAGAGAACUGUUUGACUUCCUUGUGAGUAAAGGGUGUGAUCUGUCAGUUGUGGAUGGGGAUGGGAACAACAUUCUUCACGUGGCAUGUUUUGGUGGUAAUGUCGACAUCUGCAAGUACCUCCUCUCAAACGACAUAGUUGGAAUAGAGAGUAGAGGACAAUACAACAGGACACCCUUGAUGAUAGCAGCAAACAAGGGUCACAGAGAACUGUUUGACUUCCUUGUGAGUAAAGGGUGUGAUCUGUCAGUUGUGGUUGGGGAUGGGACACCAUUCUUCAUAUGACAUUUCUUGGUGGCAAUGUCGACAUCCUCAAGUACUUUGUCACAAAAGGUAUGGCUGAUGAGAUGAUGAAAAGAACAAGCGUUGUCACACUCCCUUGCAAGUUGCAGAAUCACGUGGCCACGAUGAUGUUGUUAGUAUUCUUACGUCAAU